AGCAACGCAGGGUCCGACUCACAGGUGCUCCUCUGCCGCUGCUCUGCUCUUGAAAUAGCACCUGCCGUUAUAUUUGCUCGGAAACUAAAAGUCCAGAGUCGAUUGCUGGGAGAGAAUUUUCUCAAACACACAGGGAUUACCGCGGUUUACAGCUACAUCAAGGAUGUGCGGUAUGGACGUGGACCUGGACGACAGCGGUUCUGCCGAGGAGGAGAAAGAAGAAGAGUUCUGGAUCGGAGAGGGCGUGAAGAUGCUCCCCCCGCCUGUGGCUCACAGCGGGGGCAGCGCUUGGGGCAGCCGUAGGGGCAGGUGUGGCUGCGUGGCCUGCGGGGCGGCUCUCAUCCUCUGGAACCUGUGCGUGGUCUUAGCCAGUGCUCUGCUCCUGGCUGUGGUCUUCUCUGUGGUGCUCCUGCCUGCAGGGCUGCUGCUGUAUGCUGGUUUCCUCUGCCACUCCAGGGUCCUUGAUGCACCCUCUGCCAUCUGCCAUUAUCUCGAUGACAACAGCUGCUCUGCCCUCAUCAUCCUGGGCUUUGUGAUGAUGUCUCCGCUCGUGGUCGUGGCGGCGGCAGUUUUCUGCGGGCUGCUCCGAAAGUUUCGACUCCUGCUUUUCAUUCAGCCAAUCAAGCGCGCCUGGUACAGAGGGAGGCUGCUGGACUGGGCGGGCAGCAUCCACGCCUGGGUUUGAUCACAACGGAGAAGGUGGUGCUGAGGGUCACAGUGAUUGGAAAGAUUGAUUUGUGCAAGACGAACCUGAGGGUUACAGAUGUUUUGCAAAAAUAGAAACAUCAUUAUAGUCGAUAAGACAGUCAUACAGCAAAUCCUUACUUUGUCAAUGGUUGUAAAAACGUUUGACAUUUUUAGAAAUAUUCGAGUCCUCUUUCCUCCUGUUAGUUUUGGUGAGAAGAUCAAUAUCACCCUCAUGUCUGUGUGGUGAAAUUGAAGCUGCAAAGACCAGAUCAUCAACUUAGAAUGGAAUAAAGACUGAAAACUUAGAUUAAGGGUGAAACCCAAAAGACAUACAUUAAUAUAAACCAUCUAAAAAGAUAUUCCAGAGCUUUAAAGGUGACAGUAGGAGGAUUAAAUUAGCCUUUCCAGCUAGAUGUUUCUGGGAUUUGUGCUUAUCGAACAGCCAUCUGCUUUCACCCUCCUAUUUGAGAGUGAAGUCACCUCUCACUGACCUCUCAGACAGAAUACAAACGUGUAGCUUCUAAAAUGUCAAACAGUUCUUUCAAGACCAAGACCUGUGUUAUUGUGUCAUAUAUUUGUUAUUAAUUUGGCUACUCUCAGUCCAUUUUGGGUAAUUUUGUGAAUUGUUUUUUUUUUUUUGAAAAUGACACUAGAUGAGGGUUUGUUAGGUUUGUGUGGCUUUUACACAGAAACAGACCAGUUUUCUCAGAUAUGUAGUGCCAUCUUACAAGAAUCUUAAAGCAAAACACAUUAUGGGCUCAUUAUUUAAGUAAACCAGAUGCACAUCGGAACAGACGAGAAAAAAACACAUGCAAACUUCUUGGAGGGUGAAGGAUACCUGCAGGGUAUUCACGCAAGCUUUAACAGCUCCUUAGACACAGCAUUGUUGGUUUAUUUUGAGGACACAUCAAACACCAGUUUAACUAUGAUUUUGUACAAAAACUGAUAUUUUUGUGAUUUUGUAUUGCCUGUUUGCUAACUACAUGGAUGUGUUUAAAUGUGAGACCCUCUCAGAAAUGUGAAUUUAUUUGUGGUUGCACUUAAGAACUCUCUAAAUAAGAAAAGUUUUUCCAAACAUCAGAUUAAAGCCCCGUCCACACAGGGAGCGGCCUGUUCGCUUCACUCUUGGCUUUGUCUCUGACAGUUGGUUGCUAGCGGACAUUCCAGGUUGCCUAGGUAACCCUCUAAUGUACAGUGUUGUGCAAAAGUCUUGACCCACCCUUCAUUUCUUUAUCUUUUGCUUCCAAAAAGCCAAACUUGAUAGUAAUUUUUUAAAACGUGGUCUUGAACAUCAGUUUUGUUGUUGUUUUUUUGUUUUUUCCCCACUCAUUUUCAGUUGAAUCUAUAAAAAAUGCCAAAGAUAUCAAAGUUUGAAGGCAUUAAAUUGAAUUUUGAAGUGCUAUUAGCUAAAGAUUUGGCAUAUCUCAGCAUGAAGUGUUUUUUUUUAGUGACCUAAAAAAUUAUCUACCGCAGAUGAACAGUAUUUAAAUGUUGUGUCCUUAAGAAAUAGGAAAAGCGUAGCACCUGACACAGGACCUGAGUGAUGCAUCUAUCCCUUCAGUCGAUCCAUCUACUAUUCAUUCAAGAUAAUUAAUUCAAAUCAUCAGUAUGUAGAGAGGAGGACAGGAGAGAGGAACAACAGUGAGUGUCUGCAGCCAUCUGUAAAACACAGUGGAGGCUCUGUCAUGGUUUGGGAAUGCAUUUCAGCAAGUGGUGUUGGAAGCAUCGGAAAAGCAUCAGAUUUUUCAGUGAUCCCAAACACACCUCUAAUUCAGUAAAAGCAAACCUGGCUAGAAAAGCACGCAAUGAAACACACAGAAGCAGUGUGGGAUCAUCUUCACAGAGAACAGAAGGUAGCCAACAUCCAAAGAAGAGCUUUGAAUGCCCUUCAAGAAGCCUGCAGAACGUUUCCUGAAGACUACUUAAGGAAAUUACAAGAAAACAAGAGAGUUCAGUUCAAAUAGAAUUGUUCAAGCUCUAUACACUGCAUUUCCAUGUUUGCUUGCACAUGUUUCGAUAAAUUAUUGCACCUAUUUGCGAUUUUCUCAGCAAAAUAAAAAGAAACAAUGGGUGGCUUGAGACUUUUCCAAAGUUCUGUAGCUGAUAUCGUUGUCAUGUGUCAAUCAACGGCAUUCCGCCUUCUCAUUUGUAGGCGCUUCAGUCGCUCACCUGUGAUGGGGCUUUUAGGAAACCCUUAAAAACAAGGCGAAUCAUGUGAAAUGCAUUAUGACUAGAAUUACUCUCUUGCGUUUUUUGCAGAAUAUGAUGUUGUCAUUAUUUCGACAACAUCUAAUAGGAUUUUUUCCUAUUAGGCAUUUUUGUAAGUUAUGGCCUAAAGUUUUUUUGUGAGGUCACGAGGAACAUAAAAGCUUUGAUCUUGAAGAUCAUCCUUGAGUCGAAGCGAGUUUUUGUGCCAAAAAUAUGACGCAGUUCCUUCAUGAUGUUCACAAGGAAUCAUAAACGCCCACCCAGUGGCAUAAAUAAACUUUCACAAAGACUUCCAUUUUGUCUGUUAGGUGACUUAAAUUGACAGUAAAGUUUAUUCCCAAGGAGUUUUACCCAAUGUAGCAUCAUCAGUAGUCAAACCUUGUGAAUGUGGGGGCGAUAUGAAACAUAUUUCAUUUUAAUGCUUCUUUUAGAUCACAUUGUGCCAUAAAGAAACACCCUUCUUCGUGAACACAACUAAAGUCGACAGCAUGACAAAGUAAUUGCCUUUCAGUGGGAUCAGACUGUUAAAGAGGGAUUUGAAUCAUCACAUCAGGAGCUCAUUGUGUUGCCUCUUUGCUUUCCGGUCCUUUAAAUUCACCAGUGACACCCUGCACACCCUUUUAUCUGUGUCCUUGCUCCAUAGCUAAGUGUUCAGACUUGUGGCUUUGCCUCUCAGAAGGAAGAAAUAAAUCAUAUUUAAUGAUGUGCAGUGAUUAUUCAUCCUCUGCCGCUUGUAUCAUUCUAAAUUAUAUGUACUUUUUAGUUUAUUUAUUUGUGUGUUUUGUUUGUGUUUAUUAAUCUGAAUGUGCUCUGUUAAUCUAGCCAGAUAAAGACCAGUGUUUUGGAGAACUGUGUAGUUUUAUGUCACAGGGUUGUAUACCACAUCUGAAGCAAAUUACUGGGAAAAUUGCAGCAGCUAAUUGAGGUUUAUUUAUUUUUUUGUUCAGCUUUCACUUUGGUGUUAUCAACAAAACAGCAUGUUCUGACCUUCCAUCAAUAAAAAAAGAGGACAUCUCUUUG
Molecule: messenger RNA, 3915 nt
Organism: Oreochromis aureus
Lineage: Eukaryota; Metazoa; Chordata; Actinopteri; Cichliformes; Cichlidae
Gene: tmem88bl
Product: transmembrane protein 88
Exons: 3
Coding region: 164-685 (173 amino acids)
Cellular component (GO): plasma membrane
Molecular function (GO): PDZ domain binding
Source: RefSeq, a predicted model, not a curated record